Molecule: messenger RNA, 1605 nt
Organism: Pseudo-nitzschia multistriata
Lineage: Eukaryota; Bacillariophyta; Bacillariophyceae; Bacillariales; Bacillariaceae
Source: the annotation of a GenBank genome assembly
CGAGGGCGGAGAUGACGAGGAGGAGGAUAAAAACGAGGACAACAUCAAUACCAGUAGGGAUUAUUCGUUCCUUAUGGUUCGUUCGAGCAGUAGACGGAAAAUGUUGCGAUCAACGCCUGGUACAAUAGCAGCUGCGGUAUUUGGAACCACAUCUCUGGCUGGAGUACCCUCGAUCACGUUUGGGGAAGAGAGUGAUUCCUCGGAGAAUAUUUCCACAACUUACACCUCACAAAAUGCCGACAGCAGCAUUCGCGAUCGCAACAAAAUCAACGACAUUGCCACCGGAAGGAAAAACGAAUCGUCGCUUCACAGAGUGCUCGAAUCAUCAAGCGUUUACAGGGUCAAAACCGCUCCUACCGUACGACUCACAGGUCGUCGGACCCCUGUAGUGCCGGCGUUAGAUGCGAAACCGCCAUCAGUUCACCGGAUGGCGAGCCAGAAUCUCCUCCGGGAUCUACAAUCGAAACGAGCCUUGGUGCUGGGAGAACAUCACCCCGACCCUAGGGAUCAUCUUCUCCAGGCUGCUCUGRUCCGGGACCUACACAAGGCUCGACGCCACAGCGGCAGCGGAAGCAGUGAAAUGGCUGUGGGGCUUGAGGCAGUCCAGCAGCAGUUUCAGCCGUUCCUGGACGCAUACGUGGAAGGGAUCCUGGACAAUGACGAACUCAAGGUGGCCACCGAGUGGGAAUCACGAUGGUAUUGGUCCUUUGAUGCCUACUUACCCGUGUUGAGGACCUGUCGGGACCUAGGAAUACCACUGUUGGCGCUCGAUUUGUCGUCAGAGGACCGCACUACCGUCGAGCGAGGGGGGCUUGAAUCCCUCUCGCUAGAUCGCUUGAACAAUUACGUUCCUGACCCCGACGCUUUCYGUUCGUUCGGAAGCACCGCCGCAUAUCGAGCCUACCUCGAUUACACCCUAAGACCACCCUACGAGCUCCUACAACGAAUGGCCAAGCAAGGACCGGCAUCAAGCAAUAGUAGCGGGAUUCCCUUUUCAACCUUUGUCGAAAGGCAAAUGCUGAGAGACGAGGCGAUGGCCUCGGCCUCCACACGGUGGCUCCGCCACCACCCCGACGGAUUGCUGGUGGCAUGUGUGGGGACCAAUCACGCCUCAUUUGGCUGUGGUGUCCCUGGUCGGAUUGCACGAACGCUGGCCUCGAACAGUGGGGAAAAGCGAGGCCGAGCAGCGGUGGCCUCGGUUCUGAUCAAUCCCGAGCCGCUCAACACGGGGACCGAGCUCAGGAUUUGCAACAAGGACGGAACGCUCGCUACAAACGACUACGAUGACGAAGAAAGCCCAACCAGAAUUGGGUUUCUACCAAACUCUGGGAACCAAGUAUGUAUCGAGAACAGCACAGAUCUGCAAAACUAUGCCCUUCAGUUCCAAUUUGCAUCAUUUUCGUUGUCCCCUAGCCAACAACAAGGAAUUUUGCAAGAGGCCACCCUGGCCCAGCAGACCGCCGAGGGAGAAAAUGUGUUGGGACUUGCGGAUUAUUUGGUGUUCUCGCCGAAGGAAAAGACGUAAUAGUGUGAUUCAUUCCUUCAGCCUAAGCAGAGUAACUGGCAUCCGCAGGAGUCAUUCGAGAAGAAAUCGAAAGCAAAGUG